AUGCAGGGGCAACGAAAGGAGUUUUCAGGGCGCAGCCUCUCCUCACCUGGCUUCGCUGAAGGGGAGAUACUAGCGAGCGAAAUCGCGCUCAGCUUCUGGGGAGGCGUGAGCCCUCCGACUGGCAUUGUGAUUGAUAGCCACCACCCUCUAGCAGGGAAAUCGAUAAAAGGAAAAGUGCUCGCAAUACCAGGUGGCCGUGGAUCAUGCACUGGAAGCGCGGUCAUCCUCGAGCUGUUCCUGAGUGGAAGCAACCCCCACGCACUCAUAUUCAAACGCGAGGAAAUGAUAUUGACGCUGGGUGUCAUCAUUGCACAGGAAAUGUUUCAAAAAACCAUCCCUGUACUUCAAGUUUGCGAAGCAACAUUUGACACGAUCAUGCACCUCAAAAGAGUGCAGAUCGUGGGAGAUCACAUUAAAGCAAUUGAUGAGCCAUGCCUACAGCCUGAAAUACCGUCUAGUCCAUCAAGUCUUGAGCCAGACUUUUCCUCAAUCACACUGACCAAGCUUGAUCGCGAGAUGUUGAACGGGGUACAUGGAAGAGCGCCUCAAUUCGCGAUGAGAGUGAUUCUUCGCACAGCCUUGAUCCAAGGCGUCACUGAAUUAAUCGAUAUCAAACAAGCGCAUAUUGACUGCUGCAUCUACACCGGCCCAGCAGUAUUGAAGUUUGCCCAAACCCUAUGCGAAUGGGGCGCGAAGGUUCGCGUGCCCACUACGUUGAACUCGAUUUCAAUCGACAGGCGACUAUGGCGAGUACAAGGCGUUGACCCCAAAAUCGCCGAGCCGUCCGAGCUAUUAGCACAGACAUAUCUGGACAUCGGAGCGAAAGCAAGCUUCACCUGUGCACCCUAUCAACUGGAAAGCGCACCAAGCUUUGGCGAUAACAUCAUGUGGGCCGAGUCGAAUGCUGUAGUCUAUGCCAACAGCGUUCUCGGUGCCCGUACGAUCAAAUGUCCCGAUUUCCUCGACGUUUGCGUUGCGCUAACUGGCCGAUCUCUCAAUACCGGGUGUCAUCUCACACAGCACCGAAAAGCUGGCAUCGAAAUUCACUGCAAUGCGAUCGAGGGGUCUGAUGAUGCGUUCUUCCCGCUUCUGGGCUACCGUGUUGGUGACAUUGCUGCGGAUAGAAUCGCGAUUGUGACGGGUCUCGAGGAGACCGUGAUCACGACUUCGGAUCUCAAAGCUUUCGGAGCGGCGUUUGCUACUACCUCUAGUGCGCCGAUGUUUCAUAUCGCAGGUAUCACCAUUGAAGCUCGAAGUGCUGAGAGUGUAGAUGCACAUCUUCAAGGAAUUCCAGAGGUCGAAGUGACACGCUCAGACUUGGCCAGACAAUGGCAGCUGUUCAAUGCUAGUGGAGUGGAGCAUGAUACGCAAAUCGACCUGAUCUCACUUGGAAAUCCUCACUUCUCAUAUGAGGAAAUGAGAACCCUUGCAGAUCUUGUUAGGGACCGCACCAAGGACCCUUCUACUGUCUUGGUGGUGGCAUGCAAUCGCGAGAUCUAUUCCCAAGCCUACAAAGAUGGAUUCAUCUCAGCUGUGGAAGAGUUUGGAGGAACGAUAAUUACCGAUAGUUGUUGGUGCAUGAUCCAAGAGCCUAUUAUCCCUAGAGACUCUCGGACAAUCAUGACCAACUCAGCCAAGUAUGCUCAUUAUGGCGCAGGACUGACUGGCCGACGGAUGCGUUUCGGGGGAUUAGUUGAAUGUGUUGAGGCUGCUCGUACGGGACGAGUCAGGAAUUGUCUCCCCGCGUGGCUGGACGAAACAGCAUAG
Molecule: messenger RNA, 1767 nt
Organism: Penicillium olsonii
Lineage: Eukaryota; Fungi; Ascomycota; Eurotiomycetes; Eurotiales; Aspergillaceae
Source: the annotation of a GenBank genome assembly